Molecule: messenger RNA, 309 nt
Organism: Rotaria sp. Silwood1
Lineage: Eukaryota; Metazoa; Rotifera; Eurotatoria; Philodinida; Philodinidae
Source: the annotation of a GenBank genome assembly
AUGCCAACAGAAAAAAUUCAUGAAAGCAAAUGUGUUUCAUCACUGUUGGUUUUUUUUCUAUUAUCAUUAACAAUAUCAAUUGUGAAAUCUUCAAAAAACAAGAAUCAACUUUUACUUAGUGGUUAUCGCUAUCGUCGUGCAGAUAAAUCUCAAAUUAUUUGCCAUUGUUGUCGAAAUGACUGUGCUGCUCGUGUACGUUUUGAUGGACCAGGAUAUAUUAAAGUUACGGAUUAUGUUCAUGUACAAAAUCCUGAAGAAACAAUAUCAGUGGAAUUCAAGUCAAAUAUCAGUUCUGGUGUAACAGCAUGA